UGUCAGAGUCAGUAGAGUGAGUCAUUGUUCAGCCAACUUAUCAACGACUAUGGCUUUCCUACGGAAUGUUAUUGUUGCUCUGGUGACAUUGUUUUGUCUGCCGUUUCUCAAAGCAGCAUUGGUUACUCAGGUAAUACCUUCAACAGUCGAUAUUGGUUUGACCAAGAAUCUUAAAGUGGAAUGCUUAUUUUCACGUGACAAAAGUUCACCUUUGACUUUUUUAACGUCCUUGACUCUGUCUCACUCAGAAAGUAAAAUCGAACCAGACUACAUCGAUGUUUUAUCGAUCAACAAUUUCGACUCACAGAUAAACGGGGAAAUACAAAACAAUCCCAACACUCAGGUUUUUGGUGCAAUAGACAAUAUAAAUAAAUCUUUUCUUGGAAUCCAAUGGGAAUAUCCGAAAGUCGAUACUGCUGGUGCGUACCGGUGUGAAGCUCAUGGUAUCAAUCAAAUGGGAAAACCCGUAUCAGAAUUCAGUAAUGCCAGUGUUAACGCCAUAUAUCCCGAUACGAAACAGUUAGUUGACCAGCUUCAGAAACUAACACAACAUGUGGAACUACUGCAACAUGCAGUGAAUGCAACAGAAGCUAAAAACAAUAAAUUAGAAAAAGAAAACAAACAACUGGCCGAAUUAGUGACCCAAACUCAAGAGCAGAUGAACUUGACCACUAAACAGCUUACAGACUUAAUUCAACGAACUAAAACUGACCCGAAUAGAUACAUAAACGCACAAAACGUAUUAUUUACCUCUUCCUCUGAGUUUAACGGAUCGCGUUAUCUGCUUACCAAAACUCAUGGUAACACGAACUAUUUGUUUUCAAUCUUGACAUGCGGACUACUUGGCGGUUAUCUGGCAGAAAUCGACUCCGCGGAGGAAUAUAAUUUUGUGAGAGACAACCUGUUGGUGGGAACUUCUUACAGCGCAGUGUUUGUCAGUGGAACAGACGCAGCUCAGGAAGGAGUUUGGGUUCACAACUACAGUAAAACUAAUGUCAAAUACUUUAAUUGGGGUCCCAGUGAGCCAAAUUGGGGUCAACUUGAAAAUUGUAUGGCUUACUAUAGAUCACAAAAUUGGCUCUAUGUCGAUAUUUCCUGUGACACCCUCUACGCUUUUGAUAGCUCUGUUGCAUUCCUCUGUGAAGUACCGCAAAGGAUCUAAACCAGUGGUUCCCAAACUUUCUUCUCUCGUAGACCCCUGGGGGUCUAUAUAGACCACUUUGGGAAUCACUGAUCUAAACCAUGUGAAAUACUUAGUCUGAAUGUAACAGUAAAAUGAAACGUUGUGUUCGAUGUACAUUUUAAAUUUGAUAGGCGUUCGUUCUAUUUGCUUGUACUUUAUCUUGUUUUUUAAAGAUCUUAAUUAGAAUUUUUUUUUUCUUUCUAAUUAGUGAUUUAAUUGUUGAACUAAAUUUCACUAAGAAAUAGUUUUGCAGCUUUGUUCAAUGCUUGAAUGGGGUCUGGAAGAUUCUCCUAACUUGGCUCUUGGGAUUGCAAAUAUAGCGAAGACUCUUUUAAACUGGAACCAAAAAUGAUGAAUAUGAAAUACUGCCCUUCGGCGUGAAUUGCUUACCGGACAACAUCGGCAGCUUAUUAGUUUUUGUAAAAUGCAAACUCACUUUUUUAUAUUGUUUUUUUUUUUGUUUGUUUUUUUGAGGCGCGAUGGCUGAGCGGUAAAGUGGCUUUCGGACCAGUGUUCCAGGUUCGAAUCCUAGUGAAGACUGUUUUUUUUUUAUUUCGUCAUCUUUAGGCGCCUCUGAGUCCACCCAUUUCUAAUGGAGAGGGAGAAUGAAGGUGGUUUGUCGUUAUGGUAAAAUGUUUGUUUGUAAAAUGUUUUACAUGUUUCGGAUGUUCCUUCAGAGUUGAAGAUAGUUUACUUCCUAGUCCAAACCUCCCGCAGGACGACGGGGGAUGGGAGCGGGCAGGAUUUGAACCCUCGACCAUCGAUAAAUCCGAACGACAGUCCAGUGCGCAAACCGCACGACCAGGUAGCCACGUGAUAACUUGUUAAACGUGUAACACAGAAACAGAUGCCCUAUAGACUCCAAGGUCUGGAAGGGGAACACUUACUUUUUUGGUUUGUUUUUAAUAACGGUAAACAUUCAAUAGUAAUUAAUUAAUUAAUUAUUUUUUAUAGGUAAGAGAUG
Molecule: messenger RNA, 2147 nt
Organism: Biomphalaria glabrata
Lineage: Eukaryota; Metazoa; Mollusca; Gastropoda; Planorbidae
Exons: 2
Coding region: 50-1162 (370 amino acids)
Source: RefSeq, a predicted model, not a curated record